Didymodactylos carnosus is the source of this 1773-nucleotide messenger RNA. NCBI's taxonomy places the organism in Eukaryota, Metazoa, Rotifera, Eurotatoria, Philodinida, Philodinidae. The record is from the annotation of a GenBank genome assembly.
AUGGCUGAUGCAUUAUUUCAACAAGCCGAUACAAAUAGAGAUAAUCGAUUAGAUUUAAACGAAUUUCGUAAUCUCGUUUCUUCCACUGGGAUAGGUGGAAGAAGUUUUGAAUCAUCUAAUUACUCAAGUGGCGGAUAUUCCGAUGCUUCUCUAGCUGGAUUAGUUGGAGCUGAUGGUGGAUACAACUCGUACUCAUCGGGCUCAGGCUACGAUACCGGUACUGUCGGAUUAGGAGGAGCUGUCGGUCUCUCUGGUGUGGAAGCGGGGGGUUACGGUUCAUCAUCAUUUGAAUCAUCCAAUUAUUCAUCAGGAACAGGAUUGGAUGUUUCAGGUUGGGGAGCAGGCGCUGGUGGGGCAUAUGGAGCUGCUGAUUUGUCAGCAGUGAGUGGUGGUGUAGAUGGAUUGUUGCAAGGUGCAAAUUAUUCAACUGGAAGUACAUCAGUUCAACAAUAUGCGACAGAUGCUCAAGGAUUAUUUCAAGAUUCAAAUCCACAAAUAAUUCGUAAACCGGCACCAGGUGGCGAUGUCACAUACAAACAAAACAUCCUAGUUCGAUUCUUACAACCACCACCACCUCCACCAAGGAUUGCUUUAUAUAUUACAGAAGUUCGACCACCACAGCCACCAGCGCCACCACCGCUCGUUGUGCGUCAACGCCCCCCAGUACCACCCCAACCAUCCCCACUAUUCCUUCGUGAAAGACCACCACCAACCCCAGCCUCAGUUGCAGCUCAAACAGUCAUCCGAAAUCUAGCUGCAAUGCCUACACCACCACGAUCAGUCGUCAUCGAACGGGUGGCUGCUCCUCCUCCAAAACCACGUGAUAUUAUCGUUGAGCGAUGGCUCCCAUAUGGCCCACAAGCUCAACGAAAAACAAUUGUUCAACGUGCAGCUGCUGCUCAACAAUAUAAGGCUCCACGAAAUAUUAUCAUUCAAUAUGAACCAAUUCAAGCUCAUGUUGUUCGACAAUUUCAACGACUCGGAGUUCAACAAGAAAAUCCACAAACAUAUGUUCAGCGUUAUGGUGCUGUAUUACUCGAUAGUGCGACACUUCUUCAACAUGCACGAGCAGCCGGGGUUAUCGAAGACCUCAGCCCACCAGCUGGUGCUACUGUAGCAUUCUCAGGUGCUUCCUAUAGCGCAGAAUCCACAGGAGCUACUGGUUUAACAACUAGUGAAUUUGGUGGUGAAUUCUCGAGUGCAGGCGGAGCCGGUUUCAAUUCAUCAUCUUAUGAAUCUAGUUCCACAUAUGGUACUGGAUCUGCCGAUUUCGGUGGCUUAGAAACAAGUGGAGCUGGUGGUUAUGGAAGUUCAUUUGANAGCCCACCAGCUGGUGCUACUGUAGCAUUCUCAGGUGCUUCCUAUAGCGCAGAAUCCACAGGAGCUACUGGUUUAACAACUAGUGAAUUUGGUGGUGAAUUCUCGAGUGCAGGCGGAGCCGGUUUCAAUUCAUCAUCUUAUGAAUCUAGUUCCACAUAUGGUACUGGAUCUGCCGAUUUCGGUGGCUUAGAAACAAGUGGAGCUGGUGGUUAUGGAAGUUCAUUUGACUCUUCAUCGUAUUCUUCAACUGGUGAUUUAGGAGGAGUUGACGUAACUAGUGGACUUGUAGGAGGAUAUGAUACAUCAGGGUUAAGUGGCUCGGCAAGUUAUUCAUCGUCAUCAUACGGAACUGGAGCUGGAGGUGUCCAUGCAGCCUUUCAAUCUGCUGAUACCAAUCGCGAUGGAACUUUAAGCCGCGAUGAAUUCAGAAAUUUUGUUGGCAAUAAUUUGUAA